This is a messenger RNA of Stylophora pistillata, 656 nucleotides long. RefSeq lists its product as uncharacterized. Lineage: Eukaryota; Metazoa; Cnidaria; Anthozoa; Scleractinia; Pocilloporidae. The record is from RefSeq and is a predicted model, not a curated record.
AAACAGAUGAAGUGUUCAUGCCAACUACGAUCACUAUGUUCAAUGACAUCAAUCGAAAUCCAGAGCUGCGUAAACAAAUCUCAUUCACCAAAAGCAUGAAAUCAGAUGAUGUAGAAGACCUACUAAAAAAGACCUUCCCUGUUCUUGCUAAUACCGAAAGGAUCCAUCCAAGGGAUGUUGUUGAGUCUGUGAUUUCACUGAUGGAUGGUUUUGAGGUCUUGAAGAGUGAAGAAUACGAUGUUGACAAUUUGUGACUUGCUCUCUAGUUACAUGUAAUUAUUUCCUUUGAGUGAAUUAUUAAUUAGAAGCCUUUGUUUACUGUGUGUCUAUACAUGUAUAUCUAACUGAUGAAACACAGUACAUAGCUGUUCAAGAUAUUUUUGUCCUUACCUGUUUUAAUUUUGUUGACUGUGACAUUUUCAAUGGUACAAAAAAUUCUACUGUUUCAAAGACUGGACUGUUAAUAUAAGGAGACAUAAGAAACAAAAUCCUCAAUUAAUUUUGUCUUUUAUUUUUGUAAACAACUUCCAUAUGCAGAUUUUAUUGUGCAAAAGCAGUUCAGAAAGAAAAACUUGACUUCUGUGGAGAGCGCCGUGUUUGGAGUGGAGAAGUCCUGAACCGGGAGAUAAAGGGACACAGUGUGUUGUACAUCUACU